Macrosiphum euphorbiae (potato aphid) is the source of this 2064-nucleotide messenger RNA. The record is from the annotation of a GenBank genome assembly. NCBI's taxonomy places the organism in Eukaryota, Metazoa, Arthropoda, Insecta, Hemiptera, Aphididae.
AUGAGCUUGUGCUUGACGAGCGACGUUUCGUGGGUACUUGUACCCAAAUAUUUAGAACUGAUGUACAUGGCACGCAAUUUUAACAUAAAAGUCGAUCCGAGUGGAUUGUCUCCAGGCGUGCACACCACUACCGUGAGAGCUUAUGAUGUAAAAAACACAGCAAAAGGCCCGGUGUUCACCUUUGAAGUCACUGUUGUCCGGCCAGUGAAAACCGAUGAUUCCGGUUCAUUGUCUUAUGAAAACGUAAAUUUCAAUCCAAAUUCCCUAAUAAAAAGGAAUUUUGUGCUUGUGCCGAACAACGUAACUUGGGCCACUCUCCACAUAAAACAUCUUGACACCGACGUCAGUUCUAAUUUCUGCCUACAUACUGUUCAAUUAUUGCCUCAAAAAUCGUGCAAAUUCAUGGAGUAUUAUAAGAUGUUUAACUUGAAGUCUAAUGAAUUCCAAUCCCAUUUCGCAGUUGAGGAAAAUGUGGUAUUAGAGAUUGCGUUGGCAAAAUAUUGGCCGAGUUGUUCAAAUAUAAUACUAUCGUACAAAUUACAAUUCCAUGGUGUCAUACCUCAAUCGAAAAACAUAGCGAUGUAUCACGGAAUGGGCUUACAGUCGGUGAUGUUGAAGCCUGGUGUUAAGAAUGAAGAAAUCCAACCAUCUGUUUCUUUGAAACACCUUAUUACCGUUCUUAGACCAAAUGAAGGAAAAAUCACUGCUUUAACUUAUCGUGAUGUCAUUCCACCACAAAGACCAAUCUACCAAUUAAAUUUAUCUUAUGCCUUCUCUUUGCCAAAAUCCACUGAAGCUUAUGCAACUUGUGGUUUAUUUGGUGAACUUUUGUAUGAGAACGAAUACGAAUCCCAACUAUGGAUGUUGUUUGAUUCAAAUAAACAGUAUAUUGCUGCAGGCGAUGCAUAUUCUAGUAGACAUGUGUAUAAACUUGAUAAAGGUGAUUAUACUAUUAAAAUGCAUGUACGGCAUGAACGGAGAGAGUUAUUAGACAAAAUUAUUGACCUACCUAUACAAGUGGUUCAAAAAUUACAAAACCAAAUUAACUUAGAUGUGUACAAUAGUCAUCAUCAAGCUACAAUUUUUGGAAAAAAAUCUUCAUGUUUUAUUAUGACUCCUAAUGGUGCUUUGUGCAACCUGAAUAUCGGAUCACUUUCUAUUGAUAAAAUCAUUUCAUUGAAGUUAUUACCUGGACACUGUUUGACUGGAAAUAUAAUAUACGCUAAAGACGAAAAUGGAAAGAAAGUUGAUACCUACGAUUUCAAGUACUUCAUAACUGAUACAUUUAAACCAAAGAAUGGACUAAAACCGGUAGAAGAAAUUAAGACAAAGCUUGAGGAAUUCAAUGAAGCAAUGUGUGAAUCCAAAUUAAAUUGGUUAACAAAAUUAGAGUAUGGGGAAGAUUCCAGAAAGUUGUAUGACAGUUUAUGUGAAGAAUUUGGAGAUAAAAAUGCUUCUGUUCAUACAUCAUGGAUACAAUGUAUCGAACCAGAAGAUAAAAAAAGAUUCCCUUAUUUUGAAAUUCCUGACUUUGAUUUAGAAAAAGUAAAACUUAUAAUCGCUGCUGCCGAUCGGGCUCUAGCCAUUAUUGAUCAAGAUGAACUUCUUGCAUUUUAUGGAAUUAAGUCUGAUCAGAGACCUGAAGCUUCUAAACUUAAAAUAUCUAAUGACCGUUUAAAAAAUACUGUGGUUGAAGCACUAAGUCGCAAAGGUGCAGCAUUGUGCCAAUUGUACUAUUAUAACAAUGUGAUUACCAAAAUUACAAAUGAAAAUGACUUACAGGAAAUUGAUGACAUUUUGCUACAAGUUUCCUGUUUUAUUUCUCCAGAUUCUGAUUCUAAAAGCUUGAAUUAUUUUAAUAUUUGGCACGGAGCAGUGUAUCAAAAUUAUGGACGUAUGAUGAAAAUACUUUUGAGGAUGUUGGAGGAUAAAUAUAUUAAAGAUGUUGAAAGUUGCUUGUUGUGGACUGUGAAUGUUAAGUUUGGGGCUGAUGCCAGGCACUUAGCAUCUGCUAUGGUGAAUGCAUUAAUUGUUCACUAUCCAAAAACUUUCCGUCCAUUUUAA